Triticum aestivum (bread wheat) is the source of this 1953-nucleotide messenger RNA. RefSeq lists its product as uncharacterized. The record is from RefSeq and is a predicted model, not a curated record. NCBI's taxonomy places the organism in Eukaryota, Viridiplantae, Streptophyta, Magnoliopsida, Poales, Poaceae. The coding region runs from base 1 to 1953 and encodes 650 amino acids. The transcript has 11 exons.
AUGCGGGCGGCGGGGCGGCGCUGUGCGGGCGGCGGGGUGCAGGAUGAGGGCGGCGUUGUGCGAGCGGCGGGGUGCAGGAUGCGGGCGGCGGAGUGCGGGGUGCGGGCGGCUCUAGCUGCGGCCUGGGGAGAGGUAGGAGGUCGACGGGCUGGGGAGGCCGGCGGCCUGCGGCCUGGGGAGAGGAGUGAGGUCGACGGGCAGGGAGAGGCAGCUCUGAAUCGAAGCAGUGAGGCCGAGUGGGUGGGGAAAAGCAGGAAAUUGCAAUGCUUUCUCCAUCUGAUGGAUGGUGACCAAAGCUUCUUGGACACCAUUGGUUUUGGUUACACACAAACACAACCAGAUAGUCCAAUUGGAGAGCAGCUCAUAGCAGCAUGGGCAAAUACAACUUUGGAUAUUGUUGGGACAGAUCAAAACCGAGAUGCUUAUUGGGAUAGAAUUUCAGAGUACUACAACACACACAAGGAAUCAUCAUGGCCGGAGCGUAAUGCUAAUGCAAUCAAUUGCCGUUACACAACGAUUAACAGAGAGACCUCUAAAUUUUGUGGUUGCCUCCAGCAGAUUUUAAAUAGGCAAGAAAGUGGAAGGACUAUAGAAGAAAAGACAAACGAUGCACACAUUUUGUUCAAGAAAAUGGAUCUUAAAAAAAAGAAGCCUUUCACACUGAUGCAUUGCUAUGUAGAGUUUUCGAAGUAUCCAAAGUGGCAGACAAGAGAAGUUGAAACUUCUCUUAAGAAACAAAAAAAGACCAUUGAUGCAAGUCCGGGCACAGCCACCAAUGAUCUGGGUGAUGCAUCCUCGAUACGUACUGAUGCUACCUCGAUACGCACUGAUGCUCUUGAACAUGAGAAAAGACCUGAUGGUGUGAAGAAGGAUAAGAGAGGUAAAGCUGAUGACAGUGCUUGCAAACUGUCAUUAGAAACUGUGUGGGCAGCAAAGCUAGAGAAGGAUGAGAUCAAAGAGGCGGCAAGAAAUGCUCGCUACGCACAGCAAUUGGAAUUGCGAAAAGAGGAGAUUGCACUCAAAAAGAAUGAAGAUGCACGAAAUGGGAGGGAGGAGGAGAUUGCACUCAAAAAGAAUGAAGAUGCACGAAAUGAGAGGGAGGAUGCACGGAGACAGUUUGAAUUAGAUGAGAGGGUCAUGCUCAUCGACACUAGUGGUAUGACUAAUGUGCUAAAGCAGUUCUACCAAGAUAAGCAGAAGGAGAUCCUUGCUCGCGGCUUAGGGUCCACGAACAAUGGCAAAACGGGAUUGCAGAACUCCAAAGGCUCGUUCCACAUCUUUCCUAGCCCCCUCUUGCUUCUUGGCAAAAGUUUUAUGCUUUCUGCUAGUCGGAGCUGGUAUGCUCUUCACAAAUGUUGCCCACCGAAGAUGCAGCUGACAGACUCUAAACUGGUACUGCAAAGGUCAGAAGGAGAUUAUGGAUGCCUGUCUGCUCUGAGUGUGACUGCAAUGGAGAAGAAAUCAACACUUGUCAUGCUGUUAACUGAAGAAAUCGACACCCAGCAGUCGAUUGGCGCCAAACGGGACGGGCUCAACAUCGACCUAUUGGGCUAUCAGACUAUCACUGGGAAAGUGUACCAAAUCCACCUUAAGCACACGCUGGUCGCCCAGGUCGCGCAGAUGGAAUGGCUGGUCGAAUUUUGCAGGCGUGAUAGAACCGACCGAAAAGUUCAGGGCACCAAAAGCAACGUGGUACUCACUGUUCCCGCCAAGAACGGCACGCAAGGACUGCUUUGCAUGUGCUCGGCGACCUCAGCAACAGGUGUACUAAAAACACCAGAGAGCGUUCAUUCAUGCGAGCUGCAGCUUUGCCUGGCAGAUGUAUCCCAGAAAUCCUGUUCCGCGCUCCUGCUUACUGGAGCACGCGGCGUCGAUCAUGGCCAAAUUAAGGCAGUGAAGUUCCAAGAGGUCAUCAUCACCAGAGAGGAGAUGGGCACCAUUUACUGUGGAUAG